UUGUUGUACAUUGGUGCGAUUGGAAACGGAAAACAUACGAAACGGCAAUUUAAAAUUUUUUAAGUUUUUUUUUUUAUCAUGAAAAUAUAAGUUACCCAUCUUUGUUUUCCUAAAAGAAGGAAAAAAAUAAAAUUAAUAAAAAAUGAAGAACGAAACAAGUGGAAAUAAUGUUGCUGACAAUUUUGCCAAGAAAGAAAUAGUACCUCAAUGGCAGACUUUAAAAGCUAAUCGUCUUGAACGUAACGAGUUUAUGUACUGCAAUGAACUUAUUAGCGACAUAAAGUUUUAUAUUGGAAAAACUAAGCAAGUCUUAAUCCCAGCUCACAAAUAUGUUUUAGGAACUUCAAGUCCUGUUUUCUUUGCUAUGUGUUGUAGUGAAUUUAGAAAAGACGAUGUAAUAAAUAUCAAUGAUUGUGAACCCGAACCUUUUUUAGAACUUUUAAGAUUCAUAUACUAUGAUCAAGUUCAUUUAAAUAAAACAAAUGCAUUGGACAUCCUAUACCUGGCAGAUAAAUAUAUUAUUCCAUCUCUUUCUAAAGAAUGUGUAAAUUUUUUGCUAGAUAAUGUUUCUACAGAAAAUGUUUUAGAAGUGUUAAGUGCUUCAAUAUGCUUAAAUGAAAAACGUUUAGAAAAACAUUGUUGGUCAAUUCUUUCCAGAAAAACAAAAGAAAUUCUGCAAUCUGAUUCAUUUUUGGAAAUUGACCCAUCAUUUUUGAUAAAAAUUAUUAAAAAAGAUUGUUUAGAUGUAUUGGAAAUUGACGUUUUUGAGGCUGUGAAAAGAUGGGUUGAAAGAGAAUGUUUUCGUAAUUCCAUAGAGCCAACUUCUAAUAAUAAAAAGGUUUUUUUAACUGAAAUUCUUCCUUUAAUACGCUUCCCUGUAAUGUCUGCAAAAGAGUUUGCUUUAAGUCCUGCUCAAUCAGAUCUUCUGUCACUUGAAGACAUCAAAAAUAUUUUUAUUUACUUGACAUCAGGUGUUGGAGGUUCAAAUCUAAAUUAUCCUUUAAAUCCAAGACAUUUUAAACCACAUGUUUGUAAUCGCUAUAUUAAGCCAAUGAAAAAUUAUUUAUGGAGGUAUGAUGAAAAAGAUAUUGAUGCUAUUCGCUUUAAAGUUGACCAAGAAAUUUUACUUGCUGGUAUUGGCCUAUUUGGGUCACCUUGUGGAGGAGAGUAUUCUACAGAAAUUUCCAUCUCAAUUAAUGAUGAAGAAAUUUUUAAAACCAAGGGUGCUUUUGUUUCACCUCCAGAUCCUAAGUUUAAUAAUAUUGAUAAUCCCAAAAUUCAUGAAGUUAUGUUCGAUGAACCUAUUCAUUUAAAGGAAGGUAUUUUUUAUGAUAUAGCUGUUUUAUUGGAUGGUCCACCCUCAUUUGCUGGAGAUGAUGGAAAACAGGAAGUCAUAGAAGAGGGUGUAAAUUUUGUUUUUAAAAAUAGUAGUGGGUCUACAAAUGGAACAAGUUAUGAUGAAGGACAAAUACCAAGUCUACUUUUUUAUUUUUAAAUGUUGUGUUGUUCAUAUUUAAACAAAAUUUUGUAAUAAAUAAUAUACUUAUUUAAUUAUAUAAAUGCUAAUGUAAUUUUUUAGUUGUAGUUCAUAAAUAGAGAAAUACAUAUUUAUAAAUUUUUAAUUUUUUUUGUCUGUAUUUUAAACACUUUCAGUAUUACUACUGAAAUAAUGAAAGUGCUCUAUUUAGAAGUAUUUCUAUUUUUCUUUUUUAUUGUGAAAUAUUUUAAUUAUUGUUAGGGUAACCCUUAUCUUGGAUUUUACAUAGAAGAGUGCAACGCAAAACUUUAUGAACAUUUUCAUUGCUUUCUCCUAUGUAAAAAUUGGUAUAAUGAUUACCCUAGCUAUUACUGACUCAAAAUAUUCAUAGAUUAUUUGGCUAUAUGGAAUCAUUAGUCUGGGAAAUAGUAUCUUGUCAAGAAUUAAAAUCAUCAGAUAUAAAAAUACAACUAAG
Hydra vulgaris (swiftwater hydra) is the source of this 1952-nucleotide messenger RNA. RefSeq names its product BTB/POZ domain-containing protein 6. The record is from RefSeq and is a predicted model, not a curated record. Gene Ontology annotation, cellular component: cytosol. Gene Ontology annotation, molecular function: protein binding. Gene Ontology annotation, biological process: neurogenesis. Lineage: Eukaryota; Metazoa; Cnidaria; Hydrozoa; Anthoathecata; Hydridae.